AUGGAACCUAGACUGGUAAAUCUGUUACUCAUCUGGAUAGGAGAAUAUCCAGGGAAAGGGACAAUAUCGGCUUUGACUGGAUUCAUGGACGCCGAGAGUGUUCUGACUGGUUGGCUGGUUUGCUCCUUUUGCUUAUCUGAUCUUUUUUCGGCCAUUGCUUUCCCUGUAAGAAUUCCCGGGUAA
Molecule: messenger RNA, 183 nt
Organism: Prunus armeniaca (apricot)
Lineage: Eukaryota; Viridiplantae; Streptophyta; Magnoliopsida; Rosales; Rosaceae
Source: the annotation of a GenBank genome assembly